Molecule: messenger RNA, 905 nt
Organism: Erigeron canadensis
Lineage: Eukaryota; Viridiplantae; Streptophyta; Magnoliopsida; Asterales; Asteraceae
Product: ubiquitin carboxyl-terminal hydrolase 3
Exons: 9
Coding region: 63-761 (232 amino acids)
Biological process (GO): ubiquitin-dependent protein catabolic process; protein deubiquitination
Cellular component (GO): cytoplasm
Molecular function (GO): cysteine-type deubiquitinase activity
Source: RefSeq, a predicted model, not a curated record
AAGAAGAGGAAAAAAGAAGGCGUAAAUAUAUCGGCAAAGAAAACAAUCUCUCGGAACAAAAAAUGGCUUCUGCUGGUGGUGCUGGUAAAAGAUGGCUUCCUCUCGAAGCAAACCCCGAUGUUAUGAAUCAGUUUCUUUGGGGGCUUGGUCUUGAACCGGGUGUGGCGGAAUGUAAUGAUGUAUACGGGUUGGAUGAAGAACUCUUGGAAAUGGUACCUAAGCCUGUCCUUGCUGUUUUGUUUCUUUACCCAAUUACUCCCGAGAGCGAGCAAGAAAGAUUGAAGCAAGAAAGUAUCAUUAAACAGGAUCCUUGUGACGGAGUUUACUUCAUGAGACAAACAGUGGGAAACGCAUGUGGAACCAUUGGACUUCUUCACGCUAUAGGCAACAUUACCUCAGAGAUCAAACUUGUUGAGGACUCAUUUCUGGACAGGUUUUACAAGUCCACUGCAAGCAUGGAUCCGAUGGAGCGUGCUUUAUAUCUUGAAAAUGAUAGAGAAAUGGAAGUAGCACAUUCAGAUGCUGUAGCUGCUGGUGAGACCGAGGCUUCUGACAAUGUGAAUGAUCACUUUAUUUGCUUUGCAUGUGUUAAUGGGAAAUUAUAUGAGCUUGAUGGAAGGAAAACUGCACCUGUUUCACAUGGCCCUUCUUCACCAACCACCGUGUUGCAGGAUGCUGCCAAAGUGAUCAAAGGAAUGAUAGCCAAAAAUCCAAACUCAAUGAAUUUCAAUGUCAUUGCCAUCUCCAAGAAAGAAGCAUAACCACAUUGACAUCGUUUUUAGCUUACCAGACAUUUCCAUAGCCGGUCUUUUUAUACAUUAUACCUUAACUUAGAAACGGUUUGUUCAUAUUACAUUGGUCAUUUUGCUUCUAGAUUUCAACAAAAUCCCGUUUUCGUGUUUUCA